AUGGCCGCUCCUCGACUCUACAAUAACUCGGGCUAUUUGCCUAACGGAGCUACGAACCUACCUCCCGGCGCUGCCCUCCUGCCGAACCAGGGCCGAAUCAUUCAGACUGGUCCUAUCCGAGUUCUCUGCAUAGCGGAUGUUCGAGGAAACCUGCGUUCCCUCAACGACCUCGCGAAGCAAGCCCGCGCCGAUCAUAUCAUCCAUACUGGCGACUUUGGCUUUUACGAUGCCACCUCUCUGGAAAGAAUUGCCGAAAAGACCUUGAAGCAUGUCGCCCAGUAUUCCCCGUUGAUCUCCGAUGGCCUUCCUCUUCUGCUCAGUGGUGAGGUGAAGCUCGACGUGCCCGUGUACACCGUGUGGGGAGCCUGCGAGGAUGUCCGUGUAUUGGAAAGGUUCCGAUCCGGCGAGUACAAGGUGCCCAACCUCCACAUCAUUGACGAGGCGCGGUCUAUGCUUCUAGAGAUUGGGGGUGUCAAACUAAGGCUGCUGGGCCUUGGCGGCGCCGUUGUCAUGCACAAGCUCUUUGACAAUGGUGAAGGCCGCACCACCAUCGCUGGUGGCCAGGGAACCAUGUGGACGACGCUGCUUCAGAUGGGUGAGCUGAUUGAUACUGCCAAUCGUGUUUACGACCCAACCGAAACCAGGAUUUUCGUUACUCAUGCCUCCCCUGCCCGUGAGGGUAUCCUCAACCAGCUUUCCGUCACCCUCAAGGCCGACUUUUCCAUCUCUGCUGGCUUGCACUUCCGAUAUGGAAGCUCGUACAACGAGUUCAGCGUGAACCCUACCUUAGAUCACUACCGCGGCAAACUUGCUGCCUCAAAAGCCUCAUUCAACGAUGUUUGGGAAACCGUCAAAGGCGAGGUUGAGCCCGCAAUCCAGCAGAAUGAAGCCCAGCAAAACCUUCUAAAGAACGCGCUACAGAUCGUGGAGAAGAUGCCCACGACCGCGGCGGGUGGCAAUCCUUUCGGAGGCCCGGUUGCCGGCCAAACCGCACUUGGCCAGGUUGACGAGAGUGCCUUUAAGAACAUGUGGAACUUCAACCUCGCCGACGCCGCCUUCGGCUGGCUAGUCCUUGAGAUCCAAGACGGUCGGAUUGGUACUGAGAUGCGCGCCCAGGGCUUCAACUUUGCCCAUCGUGGAUCUAAACAGCCUUCAGCCAACCCUGCUGUGCAGCCCGCCGCGGCUCCUCCAUCCCCUGUCCCCGCGGCUAAAGAGGCGGAGAAGCAGGCCCCCGCCGCGAACGGAUCUACUCCUGCCCCCGAAACCUCUGCUUCUCCAGCACCCAAAACUCCAGCUCAAGAUAUCGUCGGCCUUUUCAUUAUGAACGUCAACUCUGACGAGCAGGCUCGCGAGCUAUUUGCUGACGAAGACAGGGUUAAAAUCCUAAAGGUCGAGAAAUGGGGUGCGUCAAACAAGGUCGUGCAGUUCAAGACAAUCGAGGACCGCGACGCCGCCAUGGCACGACUUCCUGAUGACGUAAAGAACCGAACUCAAGAGGAUCGGUCUAAGCCCCUUGUCAAGAUCUUCCAACACCGCGAGUCGAAGCCUUUUGCUAGGGGUGGUGGUGCCGGGAACUGGGGCAGCAGUACCCGUGGUGGCUCUUCCAACUCUGGCAGUGGCUACCGAAGUGCUGGCGGCGGUGCCAGCGAUUCGGAGAGCAACAGGCGUGGUGGUAGGGGGUCGUGGCCGCGGCGACCGGGGCCGCGGUGGGAGAGGCCGCGGUUUGAAGGACGGCGGGGCUUCAUCUCCCGCUACGUCUUCCGCCACACCCGGUCCCGACUCCUAGAUGUCGAAUAA
Parascedosporium putredinis is the source of this 1797-nucleotide messenger RNA. NCBI's taxonomy places the organism in Eukaryota, Fungi, Ascomycota, Sordariomycetes, Microascales, Microascaceae. The record is from the annotation of a GenBank genome assembly.